Abrus precatorius (Indian licorice) is the source of this 2096-nucleotide messenger RNA. RefSeq names its product G-box-binding factor 4-like. Gene Ontology annotation, cellular component: nucleus. The record is from RefSeq and is a predicted model, not a curated record. Gene Ontology annotation, molecular function: DNA-binding transcription factor activity. The transcript is spliced from 4 exons. Bases 201 to 914 code for a protein of 237 amino acids. NCBI's taxonomy places the organism in Eukaryota, Viridiplantae, Streptophyta, Magnoliopsida, Fabales, Fabaceae. Gene Ontology annotation, biological process: positive regulation of DNA-templated transcription.
GGGUUAUGGGAAGGAAGAAAAAAACAAGCGGCAAGAAGGCAUUGGGCGGUUCCACUCUGCAGCUUCCACUCUCUAUCAACCUCACUCCCAAAUCCCAAUUCCCAAAACCCUAGGAGAGAGAAAGGCACAGAGAGAGAGAGAGAGAGAGAGAGAGAGAGAGAGAGAGAGAGAGAGAGGCACGGAGAGAGAUUGACUGAUCCAUGGCGUCGUCGAAGCUGAUGGCUUCUUCGAACUCAAGAAAAUCGGAGACACCCUCUUCUCCUCCUCCAAACCCCCAAUUCACCACCACCAACUUCAUGCCCAUGCCCGACGCCACCGCCACUCCCAAAACAGUCGACGAAGUGUGGCGGGAGAUCGUCGCCGGCGAGCGCCGCGAGUGCAAGGAGGAGGCUCCAGACGAGAUGAUGACACUGGAGGACUUCCUCGUCAAGGCCCGCGCCGUCGACGACGAGGACGAGGACGAGGUCAAGAUGCCAAUGCCACUCACCGAGAGGCUGAGCGGCGGCGGCGGGGUCUUCGCGUUCGACCCUAUUCCGACGACGCCGUUUCAGGGAUUAGAGAGCGUGGAAGGGUCGGUGAUAGGGUUUGGGAAUGGCGUGGAGGUGGUGGAAGGGGGAAGGGGGAAGAGGGGUCGUCCCGUUUUGGAACAGUUGGAUAAGGCUGCGCAACAGAGACAGAGGAGAAUGAUCAAGAACAGAGAAUCUGCAGCUAGGUCUAGGGAACGCAAGCAGGCUUAUCAAGUAGAAUUGGAGUCCUUGGCGGUGAAACUAGAGGAAGAAAAUGACAAACUAUUGAAGGAAAAGGCUGAGAGAAAAAAGGAGAGGUACAAACAGCUAAUGGAAAAAGUGAUUCCUAUUGGUGAGAAGCGAAGGCCACCACGAUUACUCCGUAGAGUUCGCUCCUGUCAAUGGUAGAUCAAAUUUGCUAGUGGUGCAGAGUGGGAACCGAAGAUCCAUCACAUCCGUGUUGGGAAAAUAAUAACAUGAGGAAAUUAAUCAUCAUUUCUUAAAUCGAAGUUCUCAGUCUAACGGUUAAUCUCAAGGGCAAUCAUGGUUAAUGAUAUAUAGAGAUAGAAGGAAUUGGAACCUGAGCCGUGAAGGAAAAUUCCUUAUUGCGUAGGAAACAACAUUUGCCAUUUAAUAGGAGAUCAAAGCAGAAGUAUGGAGUUGGUCCAUGUAGUUUAGAUACGAAAUAGACAUCCUGGUGUCAACCCCUGUGUAGAAUGCCAAUGUGUAAUAGUAGAGCGCUGAGGGGAUAUGUAGACGAGUAUAUAAUGUAGUCAUGGCUUAGACAGAUACUUAUUUGGAGAAAAAAGAAUAUAGAAAUUGUUUAUGCAUCUGUCAGUGCGUUUUAGUCUUGAAACUUCAGUGCAUGUGAAAUAUAAUCAGUGAUGUGUGCAGUUCCGUUGGUAUUUUAGUCUUACAGUCCUUUUCUAUAAGACAACCUCCUUGUUGAAAAAAUACCAGCUAGCUCUGUUCUUGUUGCGGAUAAUUUAUUGAUUUUUUGGUCUUUUUUCAUUACCCACAUGCCAACUAGAAACCCGAAAAUUAAUGAUGUUUAUAUUAAUUGAGGGUGUUCUGGAUAAGUGAGAGGGGAAUGAGGAGAAAAUAUAAAUAAACAAAAGACAAGAAACAUGAUGCUUCCUCUUUGUCGUUUUUAUCCUUGUGGUUUCGUUAUCUGUAAGUUGGAGUGUUGGACCACAUGUUGAGAUUAACUUAUGAGAGUAAAGCUGCUACCUUAGGGAUAGACAUCGUGCACUAUAUUUGACUGACCCCUUCCGUAGGAUUGUACCAUUCUAAAGCAAUAACAGUAUUCACCAUCAAGAAGGUUAAAGAUUGAUGUUAUGUUACUAGGACCCCGGAGUCCAGAGCUAUAACGAUGAAAGAGUUAAGAUACCCUGUUAACUGGGGGACACCUAUCAGUUAAACGACAACGAAUUAUAUGGCUGAAUUUUAUUAUUCAAACUAAAGGUGUGAUUCUUGACCAUAAAAAGAAAAAUACUACAGGUGUGACUAAAUUUCAGGUAAAAUCAUGUCACGCUAUAUUUGUAAUUACAGAAAAGUUAUUAUCUUAUGAUUUUCAAGAUAUUGAAACAG